Acanthamoeba castellanii str. Neff is the source of this 2322-nucleotide messenger RNA. RefSeq names its product protein kinase domain containing protein. The transcript is spliced from 15 exons. The record is from RefSeq and is a predicted model, not a curated record. Gene Ontology annotation, molecular function: protein binding; ATP binding; protein tyrosine kinase activity. Gene Ontology annotation, biological process: protein phosphorylation. NCBI's taxonomy places the organism in Eukaryota, Discosea, Longamoebia, Acanthamoebidae. Bases 1 to 2322 code for a protein of 773 amino acids.
AUGGCCUCGUCGUCGUUGGGGUGGACGGUGCGGGCUGCGUCGGUCGACGACGGCCCUAAGGAGGAGCUGCUCAACCGGGGCCACGUGCCCGUGAGCGGUGACAUCGCCUACCUCCACACCCAGCGUGCCGUCCACUUCAUCGACUUUGGCAAAGCGACGUGGGGCAAGCUGUGCGAGUUUGGUGACGACCAGUCCGGCGUGUUUCUGUUCGAGAAGUGUCUGUACAUACUGCUGCGCCACAACGGGAAGAAGGGCUGCUUCCAGAUAUUCGACCUCCAGACGCAGGCAUGGCGAGCGCCGCUGUCGAUCAAGGGGGAGAUGUGGGCCUCCACCUUCUGUCACGACGACGGCCGCAUCUUCGCCAUCGACGACGGCCGAGUCAACUGCCUCGAUCUCUCGUGGAAGGAGUAUCGGUGGGUCAGGCUGUCGCGGAAGGAGAACGAAGGGCUGAUCGGGACGGAGGGAUUCUCGCUGGCCGUCGCCGACAACAAGAUCUUCGUCUUCGGCGGCAUCAAGCACCUCAAGCACGAGACCAACGCCAUCUGCGGAUUCGACCUGCAGUCGAACGAAUGGGAGGAAGUGGAGACCACCGGCCCCACGCCCAGCCCCCGAUGGGGUCACACGGCGCGAGCCCACACAGCGGGACGAGCAUUGGUGGUAUACGGAGGAUUUUCGAACAACGUGUUCACCAACGACCUCCACCUGCUUCUCCCCUCGAUGGAGUGGCGAGGCCUGGAGGUGAGACACGCGCCGCCGGUGAGCGCCUGGCACGCCGGGUGGAUCCACCAGCCCGCCCAGCGACUGUACAUGAUCGCCGGCGAUGCGUCACGCCUCUACUCCCUCGACCUUCCUUGUUUGAGUCCUGAAAAGAAGGCUCAUGACAGUAUCAAGCAGGAGAUCACCAGCCGGGUGCAGGAGCAGGUGAGCCGCGAGCUGAAGAAGAUACGGCGCGAGAUGGUGGAGGAGAUGAAGCGGCUCAAGAUCGAGAUCAACUUCCAGAAGAAGACGCGGUCGGAGAUCGAAAUGGAGAACAUGUACCUGAAGGAGGAGCGCCUGCAGUGGGAGAAGGACAUGGACGACCUCAAGGCCGUCGUCGUCGAGUGGCGGCAGGAGGCCCUCCACAUGCGCGAUCAGCUCACUGCCCUGCACAGCGAAGUUGAACGCCAAAAGGAGGAAAUUGCCAAGCUUCGUGCGGUGGGCUCGUCGGCGAGCGGCAUCGGGAACGGGUCGCCCAUCAUCGAGUCCAAGCACAUCGACUUCAAGGACUCGGUUCGCCUGGGCGACGGUGCCUACGGGAAAGUGUACCUGGCCAGGUGGCGCGGCCUCGAGGUGGCCGUCAAGAAGUUCCGCCGGCAGGUGCUCACCGCCGAGAACAUGUACAAAAUACAGCACGAGGUCAACCUCAUGCGGCAGGUGAGCAUUCACCCGAACUGCGCGACGCUCUACGGGACGUGCCGACCGGCGGGGAAGAAGGGAAUAUGGAUCGUUAUGGAGGCUGCCACCGGCAGCGUGCGGGACGUCCUGAGCAAGCUCGGUUCGCUACCUCUCCACACCGCGGUGAGAAUCGCGGCGGACGCUGCGCAGGCGUUGGCCUUUCUUCACUGCAACGGCAUCGCACAUCGAGACAUGGCCGCCCGGAAUGUGUUGGUCACGAAGGACAUGCGGGGUCUCCUCUCCGACUUUGGCCUCUCCCGGCUGGUCUCCGAUACCAGCGCCUCGCUGCACACCCACACCGUCGGCAACAUUCGCUGGAUGUCGCCGGAUGAGCUGCUGUCGACCGAGGACUACACGUCGUUCGAGAUCUCGUCAAAGGCCGACGUGUGGUCCUUCGGCGUCUUUCUGUGGGAGAUCGGCACCGGCAAGCUCCUGCGGCCCUACUCCAAUAUGAGCGACGCCCAGGUCGUGGCCGUGCUGCGGGCCGGCAAGACCCUGGCGGUAGACUGCCACGGCUUCCACCCGACCAUCCGCGCACUCCUGCAGCGCUGCUGGCGCACCGAGCCCUCGAGCAGGCCUGCGAUGGAGACGGUGCAGCGGGAGCUGGCCGGGCUCGCGGAGGAACUGCGCCAAGAGGCGGCCGAGAGCGGCGCCAAUCCGCCGUCGCCUCCGCCUGCAAAGAAGCCGAACGACGCGGGCGUGACCAAGCGGCCGGCACCGGCGGCGGCGGCCAAGCGUAACGCGUCGCCACGGCCCGGGCGUGAGGAGAAUUCCAUGCGGACGGCACUGCGUACGGCCAUGGACAAGCGCCGCACCUCCUUCGAGGACCUCAACUCGGCCACAGAGCCCUCCCAAGACUCCACCUCCUCCUCCAUAUGGCGGCCUUAG